Messenger RNA from Neurospora tetraspora, 1605 nucleotides. RefSeq lists its product as uncharacterized. The transcript is spliced from 2 exons. NCBI's taxonomy places the organism in Eukaryota, Fungi, Ascomycota, Sordariomycetes, Sordariales, Sordariaceae. The coding region runs from base 1 to 1605 and encodes 534 amino acids. The record is from RefSeq and is a predicted model, not a curated record.
AUGGUGAUACCACAUGUGAUCCCAGCAUUGCUGGGCACAGUAGCCGUCCUUGCGACUACGGCCAUCUUUGUUAUUCACAUUAUCCUGGCUCGGUCGUUAGCACAGGAGACUUCUUCGCCGGUCAAGACGACGACUAUCGUUGCCGCGGUAUUUGAGGGCUUGGCGCUUUUCACGACAACUUUCCUCCUUGUCUCGAGUUGCGUGGCUUCACGCUUGGUUAGGAGGUUCAAUGGAGUAUUGUUCGGGGUUGGACUUUUUGUGUGCUCGGUAGCUGCUGCACUAUCGAUUGCCACUUUGGUAUUUCUCAGCAAGGAUUCGGCGAAGCUACCGAAGGAGGUAGCGGGGACGAAGACGUCGGGAUUUUUGAUCGGAGGCUCGGUGGCAUUGGGAGUUGCAUUUGCGACGCAAUUGCUCUUCCAGGUUCUGCACUUCAUCGGUGCUCGGAUGGGCGGCAUGGGUUACGCAGGAGACGAGGAGAGCUCGCCAAGACAACAAAUCAAGGCGAUCCCCUAUCAGCAAACGAACCCCAACACAGAGAAGGUCCGCUUUGAAGACCCGACCGUGUCGACGCGGGCAACUCCCCGUCCAAGCUAUGCACACUCGGUGGGCAACUCCCUGAGCUCGUGGCGCUCGUCGCUGUACUCGGUUAUGCGCCCCGUCCCCUCAACGACCCAUCUCCUAGCGAGUAACAGCCAGUAUUCGCUGCCUGUGCGCAUGCGCCAAUCCGACUCGGUCGACUCAGCCGCCAUGCGUGAGCACCACACCGCCUCCGUUGCCGCGACUCUCGAGAACGGCUUCGACUCCUGGGAUACCUCCUCCGUCGACCCUCAAAACCGACAAGCUGUCGCCGAGGCUGCCUCCACCUGCUCUCCGCCAAUGCCACCUGCUCCCUUCCUAGAAACCAUCCCCGCCAGCCCCAUGGCCAGCAGGCAACCCAGUCCCGGGCUACCUCCUACUGACAGCCAAGUGGACCUUGGCAACAACCUGCUCAUCCCGCCCAAGUCCAUCCGUCGCCGCAGUCGCUCCUUCAGUCCCGCCUCUAUGCGGUCAAUGGAGCUCGCCCGGGAAGCGUUCACCCAGCACGCCGCUAUGUCCGAAACGCACAUCAGCGAAUCGCACAUCCACCCUCUGUUCCGAUCUGACUCGCCCACACCGCCAGCCAUCGUUUCGCCAGGGACGGUGGUGGUCGCGGCGCCCAACGGCGGGCAGGUCCUCUCGGAUAAGCAUAGCAUCCGAACCCUGGCGAGGAAGCGAAGCGGGAGUAUCCCGGCUGUAUCAAGCCCGUUGAGCAGACAAGGGUCGCUAGAGAGUUUUAGGACGAAAGUAACAAGGCAUGAGGGCGGGAGCAGGCCGGGGACAAGAGCGGAGGAGUUGAGGGAGGAGGAUGAGGAGGCUCCUGCUGUGAGCAGCCCAUCGCCCUCACCAAGACCGUCGCUGGCUCACGAUGAUCCGGUGGAUCGAGAAAUGACGCCGCCUAUUCCGGGCUGGAUCCUAGAUGCUGGAGCGAGGACGAGCUUCUUGGGGUAUAAUCAGCGGAAAAACCAGGCGCCUACGUCUGCGCCGGCUGAGGAGGAGGAGGGUGUUGCUGGUGCCUCCGUUCAAUGA